Quercus robur (English oak) is the source of this 978-nucleotide messenger RNA. RefSeq lists its product as uncharacterized. The transcript has 2 exons. Lineage: Eukaryota; Viridiplantae; Streptophyta; Magnoliopsida; Fagales; Fagaceae. The coding region runs from base 1 to 978 and encodes 325 amino acids. The record is from RefSeq and is a predicted model, not a curated record.
AUGCGAGUGUGGUUUAGUCAGCUACCAACAUUGUCCAUUGACAGCUUCGAGCAAUUGGGCAAUUCUUUUGUACACCAUUUCAUUGGUGGACAACGCCCAAAAAGGCUAGCAGACCAUUCGCUCACCAUCAGACAAGGGGAGAAGGAGACCCUAAGAUCAUAUGUGAAGCGUUUCACCAGAGAAAUCCUGAAGAUAAAUGAAGCAGAAGACAAAGUGCAGCUAAUGACCUUCAAAGCUAGAUUGAAGUCUAGAGAAUUAGUGGUCGCACUCGUGAAAAGCCCUCCUCAGAAAAUGGUGGAAAUGUUGUUGAAAGCUUUGAAGUACAUGAAUGCAGAAGACGCCCUAAUAGCAAUAGGGGUCGAGGAGAAUCCCAGAGAAAGAGAAGGAAAGGGAGAAGACCAGAGGGGACGUAAAAGAGAAAGGGGAGACCAUAGAAGAACUCAUUGGAAGGGGAAGCUACAGAAGUUUGUGAAGAAGGGGGAAUCCAGCAGAUCUAGAAGUGAUAUCAAGGAGAAGCACGAAGUUGUUCCCAGGGACAAGGACAACACGUUCAGUCAUCCACAAAGCACGAUAGGAGAAAUAAAAAUGAUCACAGGAGGACCGUCCACAGGUGGAUCUUUUAAAUCCCUUAAGAAGUCACAACAGAGGCAGGUAAACAGUGUCCACAAGAAACCAUCCCUUAAGCAAAGAAGGAUGAAUAAGGACAUCCUGUUUUCAAAAGAAAAUGCCAAAGGUGUGAAGCAGCCGCAUGACGACCCCUUGGUUAUCAUGCUCAUGAUAGAAGGAUUUAACACCAGGAGAGUCCUUAUAGACAUUGGCAGCUCUGUAGACAUUAUCUACCUCUCCGCUUUUCAGCAGCUGAAGGUAGACCUUGAAAUGUUACAGCCUUUUGAGUCCCCCCUUGUCAGCUUCAGUAGAGAUCGGGUGUACCCCAAAAGUAUAGUGGCAUUGACGGUUAUGGUAGGGACUUACCCCUAA